This is a messenger RNA of Dinoponera quadriceps, 1073 nucleotides long. RefSeq lists its product as uncharacterized. The coding region runs from base 132 to 779 and encodes 215 amino acids. The transcript is spliced from 4 exons. The record is from RefSeq and is a predicted model, not a curated record. NCBI's taxonomy places the organism in Eukaryota, Metazoa, Arthropoda, Insecta, Hymenoptera, Formicidae.
AAUCUAAUACCUAGGAUAUGACUGUCAUUGCAUGACGAUUUAUCAGAUAAGCCCCGAAUAUCGUUGUGUUAACGUGAGUAAUAUCCGAGAUCCCGUUGCGUGCGUUUUAGCACGCGGAGACACACACGAAAAUGAAGAGAAUUUGGGCGGUGAUAAUACUAACGAUUUAUAGUUACAAUAUACUUCUGGCAUUAGGCGCACAGACCUGCUUCCAAUUUACAUGGCGAGGAAGUUCAAGUAAUUUGGGUAAUUCGUGUAACAAAACCGACAAUGAGAAGAAUGAAGAGACGUGUGAAGAGACAUGCCCUAAAAAUAUCCCUUGCGUGAAACCGUUUCAUAACAGUAAGUCACUUCCAUCUUCGACUCGUAGAUUAUUGGCCACUUCGCCCGUUAAUCAGUUAUUAAUAUGCGAAUUUUCAGGCACUAUAAAACCAAACACGACUAGAAUAUGGGAGCGGCGUAAUGAAAAACCUUACUACAAUUACUUUUGCAAUUUGAAUUCUGAUAAUGUUUGUAUAAAAUAUACAUACGUUUACAAUGAAGCAGAGGUGAAUGUCAGUUACUUUUGUGGAAAAGUCAUCGAAGAUCAGACAUCAGCGGUUACAUCAGGCUGUUAUACUCAACAUACUGAAGGAUAUACUAUUGAAGCAUGUGCCUGCCAGCCUGCAAACAACGCUAUGCCAUGCAACGCAACGGUAAAAAAUACAUAUUCAAUGCUAAUUACCAUCGGGGCUAUAGCUGUGACAUUGUUCUUGUAUAAAAUCUUUAAUAUUCCCUGACACAUUGUCGGUCUACUUAUCUGAUAUGAAUGAAAUUGUACGAAUUACACAUACUUAAUAUUUAUUACAAUUUGUAUGCGAUAUAUCGAUUAAGCGUAUACCUUUUUACAACUUUGUAGAACACGAAAUGUAAUUCAAAUUAUAUACAGAGACGAACAGCUCGUAUGUAUUGUAAUCGCGUGUUUGAAAAUAAAAAUAAAUAUUUAUAUAGUCGGGAAAUUACUAAGCAACAUAAACUUUGAAAUAAUCAUAACACAUGUACAUAUACACACACAUACAUAUAUAUAUAUAUAU